This is a messenger RNA of Trifolium pratense (red clover), 3368 nucleotides long. RefSeq names its product formin-like protein 11. The transcript has 4 exons. Lineage: Eukaryota; Viridiplantae; Streptophyta; Magnoliopsida; Fabales; Fabaceae. Gene Ontology annotation, biological process: actin nucleation; actin cytoskeleton organization. Bases 422 to 3241 code for a protein of 939 amino acids. Gene Ontology annotation, molecular function: actin filament binding. The record is from RefSeq and is a predicted model, not a curated record.
AAAUUAUAACAUUUACUUUUCUGACAAACAAAAACAUCAUAAAAAAGCAGACAAGACAAAAGAAUUAAGUCAAAGUGUAAAGAAGGAAAAAUUCUCCAAAACUGUGUUAGUAUUAUUUAUGCAUAUGCAUUAACAUUGUCUCAUUAUAAGGUAAGAAUUGAUUAAUGUAAGAGAUAAGAGUGUAGGAACAGGGAAGUAAAGAAGGCCUGGUACAACUACAACUGCCAAAGGUUCAGGGGUUCCUUGGAGUAGCAUUAAAGACAUAGUUUUAGAUCUUCUUUUCCUCAACACACAUUCACCAGCACUAUCCAAAUGACAAAAAAAUAAUCACUUUUUUGAUGGAGAAAACAAAAAGGAAAUAAGCUUUUAUAAGAAGAAAGUUGCAUUGAUAACUUGGUAACUUUUAGCUGAAAAAAAACACAUGAGUUUUGGUUCUGAGUUUCUUACAAUGUUCUUCAUCAUUAUCACAUUCUUGAUUACUUUAUCAUCACAAAGUACUCACAUUUUGAGUGUUGGUGCUUUAAUCAAUUCAGCUGGAAGUUUCCAUGUUCAUAGUUUACAAGAAAGCUAUUUCUUGAAGGAGAAAAAUGAAGAACAAAAUGAAAAGUUUCAAGUUGUGAAAAUUUCUGGUUUGGAUGAGAAUGAAGUGAAACAUGGUUUUAUAGUUGAAAAGUUUAGAUCUUUACUUGGUUUAAAGAGUUUCCACAAAAGGGUUCAUUCUAAAUCCAAUUCUGAUUCUGAUUCUGAUUCUGAUCAGUUUCUUACACCUUCACCUUCUCCAUCACAAAACAUUGAAGCUGAAGUAGCUCUAGCUCCAGCUCCGGCUCCGGCUCCAACACCUUCUGGAUUAAUCCAUUUUCAUCCUCAUUCUCAUCAUCAAAAACAUCACUUUCAUUGGAACAAUCCAUCUAAAAAGUUUCAUCAUGAUGAUGAUGAUAGAGGAAGAACUAAAAAGAUACUAGUAGCUGUUUUUGUUUCUAUUGGAAUUCUUUCAUUGGUUAGUGUUUUUGGUUUAAUCUUAUUCUGCAGGAAAAAGUUCACAAAUCACAAAAAGAAGAAACCAAAAAGGACAAUGCCUAUAUGUAGCAAAACAAAAGAUAAGGUGAGUUUAAAUAAUCAAGGAUUAGAUCUGUUUUAUCUUGAUGCAUUAGGUGAAGAUAUUGAACAACAAUGUAGUACAACAUUGAAAAACACUAAUGAUGAUGACAAUAAUGUUAGUAGUAGUUCUUUUACUAAGGAAAUUGUGGAAAUGGAAUUAGUAAAGAAAAAUGAAAAUGAUUAUGUUGUUGAUGAUGAGAAAAAUUCUUCAUCUUGUGUUGAUGAAAUUGUUAAUGAAGAUUGUGAUUCUUCAGAAGAUGAAAGUUUUCAUUCAUUUGUUGAUUCACAAGCAAAUUCAAGACUUUCUAAUGCUUCAAUUUGUAGUCUUAGUGAUACACAUUCCUUGGUGUCACCUCAAAAUUCAUUUUCAUUAUUACCAAACCAAACAUUUCCUAGUUCUCCACAAAACUCAAUUAUUGUUACAAACACAAAUGAUUCUCACCAACCACAACUACCAUUUAGUCCAAAACAAAAAGACCAAGAGAUUGAAAAUGAAAAUGAAACCUUUGUUCAACUUCAAUCACCUCCUCCUCCACCACCAACACUGCCGCCUCCGCCGCCACCUACACCACCAUUGAAAAUGCCACUUUUUACUUUACAUUCACUAACAUCUUCAUCUAGAGUUUCAUCUCACUCUCCACUUUCAUUGACUUCUCAUACCUUAUCUUCUCCUAUGAAUUCAGAAUCUUCUUCAAGAUCAAAUCAAAGUCCUGAAAAAGAUUCAUUUUCUCCUUCUCCAUCUCCACCAAACCUCACAAAAUCUCCUCUUGGAAGCAUUCCUCCACCACCAUUUCCACCUCCAUUUCCAAAAGGAAAUAGCAACAAUAAUGGUAAAACACCACCUCCUCCACCAUAUCAAUUCCCUCAAUCACCACUUGGUAAAGAUGGUACACCAUUGGCUAAACUCAAACCACUUCAUUGGGACAAAGUAAGAGCUGCACCAAAUCGUACAAUGGUUUGGGACAAACUAAGAUCAAGCUCAUUUGAGUUGGAUGAGGAAAUGAUUGAGUCACUUUUUGGCUAUAAUUUACAAAAUUCAAUUAAUAAUGAUGAAAGUAAGAGUAAAACACCAUCUCCAGGGAAGCAUGUACUUGAUCCAAAAAGGUUGCAGAACAUAACAAUAUUAUCAAAAGCUUUGAAUGCGACAGCUGAACAAGUAUGUGAUGCACUAAUGCAAGGGAAGGGAUUGUCUUUACCACAAUUAGAGGCACUAGUGAAAAUGGUACCUACCAAAGAAGAAGAGGUUAAACUCUUCAAUUAUAAAGGCAACAUCAAUGAAUUGGGGUCCGCAGAAAGGUUUGUGAGAGCAGUGCUUAGUGUACCAUUUGCUUUUCAAAGAGUUGAAACCAUGCUUUACAAAGAGACUUUUGAUGAUGAAGUUGUUCAUCUAAGGAACUCUUUUUCAAUGCUUGAGGAGGCAUGCAAGGAGCUAAGAUCAAGCAGACUCUUCUUGAAACUACUAGAAGCAGUACUCAAAACAGGAAACCGAAUGAACGUCGGAACAAUACGAGGAGGCGCAAGAGCAUUCAAACUCGACGCUCUACUCAAGCUAGCAGACGUUAAAGGAACAGAUGGAAAAACAACCUUACUCCAUUUCGUUGUUCAAGAAAUCGUCCGUUCAGAAGGAAUAAGAGUUUCAGAUAGCAUAAUGGGAAAAAUAAGCCAAAAAAGUAACAAAAACAGAACAGAAGAAGAAAAAGAAGAAGAUUACAGAAAAAUGGGACUAGAAUUAGUUUCUGGUUUAAGUACUGAAUUGUACAAUGUUAAAAAGACAGCAACAAUUGACUUAGAUGUUCUUGCUAGUUCAGUUUCAAAUCUAUAUGAUGGAAUGAUUAUGAUGAAACAACUAGUGGAAAAUGAGUUACAUGAAGAUGAAAUGAGUCAUAAUUUUGUUAUGACUAUGAAGAUAUUUUUGCAAUAUGUUGAUGGAAAUUUGAAGGAAUUGAGAGGUGAAGAAGAUAGAGUGAUUGCACGUGUUAAAGAAAUAACUGAGUAUUUUCAUGGUGAUGUUAGUAAAGAGGAUAAUCCAUUAAGGAUAUUUGUGAUAGUGAGAGAUUUUAUGGGAAUGUUGGAUAAUGUUUGUAAAGAGCUUAGAAAGUCUAAAGGUUCACGUACUCCAAAUCCUCUUGCUCCUUUUAGAUAGAUUAGAUUUUUAGACUUUACACUUUCAUCUUUACACUUUCAUGUGUGUGUUCAUAGGAAUUGAUUCAAAUUUUCAAACAACUUGAGUGUAACUUUAUUUUAUAGUGCUAUUACCUAUUGUUAUUAUU